Molecule: messenger RNA, 4254 nt
Organism: Acanthisitta chloris (rifleman)
Lineage: Eukaryota; Metazoa; Chordata; Aves; Passeriformes; Acanthisittidae
Product: reelin-like
Exons: 30
Biological process (GO): central nervous system development; neuron migration
Molecular function (GO): lipoprotein particle receptor binding
Source: RefSeq, a predicted model, not a curated record
GAAUUAUGUCUGACCACCAGUUUGGAAACCAGUUUAUGUGCAGUGUGGUUGCAUCCCAUGUGAGCCAUCUCCCGACUACAAACCUCAGCUUUGUUUGGAUUGCUCCACCUGCAGGGACAGGCUGUGUCAACUUCAUGGCUACAGCUACUCAUAGGGGCCAAGUUAUAUUCAAGGAUGCCUUAGCACAACAGCUGUGUGAACAGGGAGCCCCAACAGAAGCUCCCUUACAUCCUCACCUAGCUGAAAUGCACAGUGACAGCAUAAUCCUACGAGAUGACUUUGACUCUUACCAUCAGCAAGAAUUGAAUCCUACCAUGUGGUCUGAGUGCAGUAACUGUGAGGUUGGAGAGAACUGUGGUGUCAUCAUGCACAGCAAUGCUGUCACUUUCUGCGAGCCAUACGGUCCCAGAGAACUGACCACCACUGGCCUUAACACAACUACUGCGUCCGUCCUUCAAUUUUCCCUUGGAUCGGGUUCGUGUCGCUUUAGUUACUCCGAUCCCAGCAUCACUGUGUCCUACAGUAAGAACAGUUCUGCAGAUUGGACUCAGCUGGAGAAAAUUAGUGCCCCUUCCAACGUCAGCACAAUCAUCCACAUCUUGUACCUUCCUGAAGAUGCUAAAGGGGAGAACGUUCAUUUUCAGUGGAAACAGGAUUAUGUUCAUGCUGGUGAUGUGUAUGAAGCCUGUUGGGCAUUGGACAACAUUUUGAUCAUAAAUGCUGCUCACAGAAAAGUUGUGUUAGAAGAUAAUCUGGAUCCUGUGGAUACUGGCAACUGGCUUUUCUUUCCUGGGGCCACAGUUAAGCAUAGCUGCCAGUCGGAUGGGAACUCCAUCUACUUCCACGGGACCGAAGGCAGCGAGUUCAAUUUUGCCACGACCCGCGAUGUGGACCUCUCCAUGGAGGAUGCCCAGGAGCAGUGGGCAGAACAGUUUGAGAGCCAACCUAAAGGGUGGGACAUAUUUGGAGCUGUCAUUGGUACUGAGUGUGGGACACUGGAAUCUGGCUCAGCUAUGGUGUUUCUCAGAGAUGGAGAAAGAAAAAUAUGUACUCCAUACAUGGACACUACAGGUUAUGGGAACUUGAGAUUUUAUUUCAGUAUGGGGGGAACUUGUGAUUCUGGAGAAUCCCAUGAAAAUGAUGUUGUACUUUAUGCCAAGAUUGAAGGCAGGAGGGAACACAUACCUCUUGAUACCCUGACCUAUGCUGCUUACAAGGUUCCAUCUUUGGUUUCUGUUGUCAUUAGUCCAGACCUGCAGACUCCUGCAACCAAGUUUUGCCUGAAGCAAAAGAGUCACCAAGGUCACAACAAGAAUGUCUGGGCUGUGGAUUACUUCCACGUCCUUCCGGUGCUUCCUUCCACAGUGACUCACAUGAUCCAGUUUUCCAUCAAUUUGGGGUGUGGAACUUAUCAACCUGGUAACAGUGUCAGCUUGGAGUUUUCAACCAACCAUGGUCGCUCUUGGUCCCUGCUCCACACUGAGUGUUUGCCUGAGAUAUGUGCUGGACCUCACCUCCCCCACAGCACCAUUUAUGCCUCUGAAAACUACAGCGGGUGGAACAGAAUUACUAUUCCCCUUCCCAAUGCUGCAUUAACAAGUGACACCAGGAUUCGAUGGAGACAAACAGGACCAAUCCUUGGAAAUAUGUGGGCAAUCGAUAAUAUUUAUAUUGGUCCAUCUUGCCUCAAAUUCUGCUCAGGGCGAGGACAGUGUACUAGAAAUGGCUGCAAGUGUGACCCUGGGUUUUCAGGGCCAGCAUGUGAGAUGGCAUCACAGACCUUUCCUAUGUUCAUCUCGGAGAGCUUCGCCAGCUCUCGCCUCUCCUCCUACCACAGUUUUUACUCCAUCCGGGGGGCUGAGGUCAGCUUUGGCUGUGGAGUCCUGGCCAGUGGCAAGGCCCUGGUCUUCAACAAGGAUGGGAGGCGCCAGCUCAUCACCUCCUUCCUUGACAGCUCCCAGUCCAGGUUCCUGCAGUUCACACUACGCCUGGGCAGCAAGUCGGUGCUGAGUACCUGCAAAGCUCCUGACCAGCCUGGGGAGGGUGUGCUGCUGCACUACUCCUACGACAACGGGAUUACCUGGAAACUACUGGAACACUACUCUUAUCUCAACUACCACGAGCCAAGAAUAAUUUCAGUGGAGCUGCCUGAAGAUGCAAGGCAGGUUGGCAUCCAGUUCAGAUGGUGGCAACCGUAUCACUCUUCUCAAGGUGAAGAUGUGUGGGCAAUCGAUGAAAUCAUCAUGACCUCUGUGCUGUUCAACAGCAUCAGCCUGGACUUCACCAACCUAGUUGAAGUCACACAGUCUCUGGGAUUCUACCUGGGAAAUGUUCAGCCCUACUGUGGACAUGACUGGACUCUUUGUUUUACAGGAGAUUCCAAGUUAGCUUCUAGCAUGCGCUACGUGGAGACCCAGUCCAUGCAGAUUGGAGCUUCAUACAUGAUACAGUUCAACCUGGUGAUGGGCUGUGGUCAGGCAUUUACUCCUCACAUGGACAACCAGGUGAAACUGGAGUACUCCACCAACCACGGCCUCACGUGGCAUCUCGUUCAGGAGGAAUGCCUUCCCAGUAUGCCAAGCUGCCAGGAGUUUACAUCAGCAAGUAUUUACCACUCCAGCGAAUUUACUCAGUGGAGGAGAAUCACAGUUCUUUUACCACAGAAGACUUGGUCCAGUGCCACACGUUUCCGCUGGAGUCAGUGCUACUACACAGCCCAAGAUGAAUGGGCCUUAGACAACAUCUACAUUGGACAGCAGUGUCCCAACAUGUGCAGUGGCCAUGGCUGGUGUGACCACGGUGUUUGCAGGUGUGACUCAGGAUUUCAGGGUACUGAAUGUCAGCCUGAAAAUCCCCUUUCUUCAACCCUCAUGUCUGAUUUUGAGAACUCAGACACCCUGAAGACAGAGUGGCAGGAAAUUAUUGGGGGAGAGGUUGUCAAGCCUGAAGAAGGCUGUGGGGUCAUCUCAUCUGGCUCCUCACUCUACUUCAACAAGGCUGGAAAAAGACAGUUGGUAAGCUGGGAUUUGGACACAACAUGGGUGGAUUUUGUCCAGUUUUACAUCCAGAUAGGAGGAGACACUUCUUCAUGCAAUAAACCCGACAGCAGAGAAGAAGGUGUGCUGCUGCAGUACAGCAAUAACGGUGGCAUCAACUGGCAGCUACUAGCAGAAAUGUAUUUCUCUGACUUCAGCAAACCCAGGUUUGUCUAUCUGGAGCUGCCAGCUGCUGCCAAGACACCUUGCACCCGGUUCCGCUGGUGGCAGCCUGUGUUCUCAGGGGAGGAGUAUGACCAGUGGGCCAUCGAUGACAUUAUCAUUUUAUCAGAGAAGCAGAAGCACAUCAUUCCUGUUGUUAAUCCCACUUUACCACAGAACUUUUAUGAGAAACCAGCAUUUGAUUACCCUAUGAACCAGAUGAGUGUAUGGUUAAUGCUGGCCAAUGAAGGGAUGACCAAAAAUGAAAGCUUCUGCUCUGCCACCCCCUCUGCCAUGCUCUUUGGGAAAUCUGAUGGAGACCGUUUUGCAGUGACUCGAGACCUAACUCUGAAGCCUGGAUAUGUCCUCCAGUUCAAGUUGAACAUUGGUUGCACCAACCAGUACAGCAGCUCUGCUCCCGUUCUGCUGCAGUACUCCCAUGAUGCUGGGCUCUUCUGGUCACUCGUGAAGGAGGGCUGCUACCCUGCCUCUCCAGGCACCAAAGGCUGUGAGGGAAGCUCCAGGGAGCUGAGUGAGCCCACUGUGUAUCACACAGGAGACUUUGAGGACUGGACUAGAAUCACUAUUGUCAUCCCCAGGUCACUUGCAGCCAGUAAAAGGCACUUCAGANNNAUCCAGGAGAGCAGCUCCCACAAGAGUGUACCUCCUUUUGGCUUAGAUGGUGUCUACAUUUCUGAGCCUUGUCCCAACUACUGCAAUGGACAUGGGGACUGCGUCUCUGGGGUCUGCUUCUGUGACCUGGGCUACACAGCAUCGCACGGAACCUGUGUGUCUAAUGUGCCUAAUCACAGUGAGAUGUUCGACAGGUUUGAGAGGAAGCUAAGCCCUCUCUGGUACAAGAUAACAGGAGGUCAGGUUGGGACAGGCUGUGGUGUGCUCAGUGAUGGAAAAUCCCUGUACUUCAAUGGACCUGGCAAGAGGGAGGCGAGGACUGUUCCCCUGGACACCACAAAUAUCAGGCUGGUUCAGUUUUAUGUACAAAUUGGAAGCAAGACUGUUGGUAACUCCUGCAACAGACCAAGAGCCAGGAAUGAAG